UUUUUGCACUACAAACAAGAUAUGUGCAGUGUGCAUAGGAAUUUGUUCAUGUUUUUUUCAGUUAGUUCAUAUAAACAUUCUUCAUCUAUCUGCCACUGGCCUGGCUCAUCCUGUCAAAUUUUAAAAUGCAAUGUGGCCCCUGUGUCCAAAAGUUUCUUGGGGCUCCACGAUAAACCUUUCCUUCAAAAAGGGCUCUGCAGCUUUAAAGGUUUGAGAAACAAGUGGUUUCCUGAACUUCUGAUGAAAGGCAGCUGGUAGUGCUCUACAAGUUCAUACAAAGUUCCUGAAAAAUUACAGUUUCUAUGUUUGAAAGGAGAAAGAUAUUCUAAACUCUGUUGUUAAAGGUAAGCAAAGCCAGCAUGUUUGCCAGGAGACAUUCCAGAGCUUUUCUUCUUGAUACAUGUAACAGAGGAACUCAGUUUGUGGAGAUCCUGAAAAUGGUCUAUCCCAAGGCAGACUGCCUUCACGAGGACGACUUUGACUGGCUCAUUGAAUGUCCCGAAACAGAGCAAUUUCUUGAGUGGUUUUGCAACACAGUGGGGGAGGAGAACCUAUUGAACUGCAUUGAACUAGAAAGCUAUGAGAAACUGGUUGCUUCUGGAAAGCCUAUCCUGGAGGGCGAAGCAUUGGGAGAGGCAUUGAAAACCUGUUCCCAAUACUUUGAGGUAAAAGAUGUCCUGCAGAGCAAUGAAGCACCCUCUCUUGAAGCUCUUGAACAAGAAAUGCAGGCACUGAAGAAUCAAUGCACCUGUCACAUAAAGCGACACAAUAAGCUUCAGGUUCGUGCAGCCAGCUUGAAGCAGGGGGUCUUUUGUUCAACAGAGAAGAUAGAGAAAAGCAAGAGAGAGCUGAAAAAGGCACACCUGAAGCUGGAGAUUGUGAAUUUUCAGAGCAAUGACAUUCUCAGUCAGUUCUGUAAGACAGCAAGGGAGCUAGCUCAGUGUCAAACAGUCCUUGGGAAUGAGCAAAUGAGAACAUCCAUGGCUACAGCAGAUCUGAGUCAUUAUCUGAAGUCAGAAGAAACAACCACAAAGGCAUUAUCAGGAUACUUUUCAAAGGUUAUGCCAAGUAUGCAUAAUAUAGAGGCUGAUAAAACUAUUCUAGAAAGAAAUUGGCAGGGAAGCACUUGGGAAGAGCUAAUAUCAGACAUUACAGUAAGGCUAGCUCAGGAAGGACUCCUGGGAAACAAGAGCACUGUCAGUGACAAAGACUCAGAAGAACACAAAAGAGUCACAGCUGUGGUAAAAAGCUAUGAACUCUACAAAGAACAGCUAGCUGAAAAAGAGGAACCAAAGUUUACUCAGAAAGCCCUGUCGGAAGAAAUGGACAUGCCCAAAACAGAAGAUUCCAGAACUUGGGGCCAAGCUGCUCUGAAUGAUUGUCAAGGAGGGCUAAAACAUGCAGAAGCUGAUGAAACAGAGUAUCUUAAAGAAAACAAGCUGGAAGCCUCUGAAGAACUGGGGCGCAUGAAGUCAGGUUACAUGUGGAGCAAGAUGGAAGUAGUCAUGCUCUCUGCAAAACUUAAAGGAAUAUCAUCCUCUUUGCAAUGGGCAGUGAAAACCCUGAAGAUUUUUAAAGAGAAAAAGAUGAAGGAAGAGAAGGGAGAACUGUGUCUUCGCAUAGACAGAUGCCAGGAACAGCUGUACACCCUUCAAACUGAAGUAGAUCAAGCAAAGACACAACAGCUUGUACCUUUGCUUCGGGGCAGUGCACAUCUUUGCUUGCCUAUAUUAAGUGGGGAACUUGACUUGGAAGCCAACAGAUUGGGGUAUCUUGAGUUAAUGCAAGAGGAAACUGCUGACCAAAUGUUGGGCCAGCUGAGUCAUUUGGAGCUGCUGAAACUCCUGCUAAUGCUGGAGAAAAAGAAUAUGCAACAAAUGGGGUCUCUGAUGGAGGAGAUGUCAACUACCUUGAAUGAACGACUAUCAAAGUUACAGGAUUGGCAAUCCUGUAUUGAGGAUUCAAGAUUCUCCAUUAAGCAAUGCCCACAAACUCUGAUGGACCUCAAUGAUUUCACCACCUUACGGUUAUGGAAGAUGUUGGAUAAGCCCAGCCAAAAGUACGAACUCUUCCGUGCUUAUGAGACUUUAGCAAGUCAAGGCUCACAGCUGUGGCAGGAACUAAGGAUGCUCCAAGUGCAGUUGGCAACUCCACACACUCAGCUUCCUAAACUGGAAUCUGAAAACAAAAUCCUGUAUUGCCUAAUGUAUGGUGACGCCAAGCAGCUAAUGCUUCGUGCACAGGAACUCUCAGAACCUUUGGAGCAGCUCAGCACCACACAUGCCAAGCUCUACCAAAUGCUGCUGGAUACCCAGAGUGACUUGAAGAGUAAACGCAAAUCCCUGCAGAGUCACUUUCAGAAGACAAUGCACAGCCUCUACGUGCACUUCUUCAAUAACCCAGACUACCUAAAGGAUCUGGUAGAAGAUGUUGAGAAGAAGGCAGUGGUAUCUUCAUACAUAUAGGUACCGUUUGUACCAGAAAAAAGAUAGUAGUUGGGUAGAAAAUAAGUAUGGCAACUUGCUCCAAGGACACAACUUGCUACAAGGACACCCAUGUUAUCUUAAUUUGAACGGUAUGGAAAAGCUUUUUCACAUUUUCUUAACAGUAUAAGCUUUCACCUACUAGUUUCUGCAGAUGAUAUUUUUUCUUUUAGGUCAUUUGAGCCUAUGGGACAUCCACUGUUAAAAGGAUUAAAGAGGUGGCUUGACAGAUAACACCCAUUACCAUAAAGCAUAUGCAUAAAAAUGCAGUUGCAGAAAUAUUUAACAUAUGCUGCUCUUCUUCUAAAGAUACUAGGGAAAAGACUUUUAGAUCAGUCUCUAUCCAAGUUUGAUUGCAGGGUGGAGGCAAUGCUGGAUGCAUAGCCUGAGAAACAGUAGGUAGAAUAAAAACUAUAGUUGCCAUUUCUAAGAAUAGAUAUGACACAUUUGUUUAAGAUCUAUCUUAUGUACUUAUUUUUUGUGUGUUUCAACUCAACAUACAACUUGAAAAGCUAUAAUAAAAGAAAAUAACAGAUAGAAAGCAUAUUAUGUUGUUAGUUGUCAAGGCAAGCAAAUCACAUUUUCAUACCAAACAGGUAAAAGGUACCCAGAAAUUGUAAGAAAGAUCAGAUUGUGAUCCAUGACAGUCAGCUUUCAGAAUUCUGUAAUGAGGGGGAGAGGCUCCAGCUAAACUGAACUGAUUCAUUGCUAAUGAUGGAUUUCCUUCUCAUAUCCUAGCUUUAUUUCUACUAUGUAUAUAACGACAGAUCAAAAAUAGAAACAUACUUUUGAAUGUAGCCAUGCAUAUUUUAAGAUAGCAUGUUGCUGGCACUGGACAAAAUGGACAAAUUACUUCUUGGUGGAAUAGACAUUGGUGCACAUGAGGAUAGGCAACAACCAAAUGUGUUAUCUCCACGUAGAUAGCAAAUAUGUGCAACUAAAGCGUCACAAAUCUCCACAUAUUCUGUCUAACACUAUUUCAGAGCUUAAAAUCAGCCUGAAAUUAUGAAAACUAGUUAACUACCAGUCCACUCUGAAAGUUCUUACUCCUUGAGCAGGAUACACUAAACUCCUGUAGCCAGUGGUACCUCGAAGUACGCUGAUGAUAUCUCCAUAAUUUGGAUUCAUUGAAAUACACACUCAAGGAAUUCUACUGAAUUUCAACAUCUUCCACUCCAUGAUCAAUCUCAACUGGGAACUAACAACAAAACAAGUACACUUUCUGGAAAUCACUAUACAACUACACAAUUGACAUCUAAGGACUCUAUUAUGUCAAAACCAAUUGUCUGUUACCAGGGGCGGCCCUAGGUAAUUUUGUUUUGUAAGCGAACCUAGUGGCCACGCCCCCCCCAAAAAUUGCGCCCUCCACCCCCAAGGCC
Molecule: messenger RNA, 3862 nt
Organism: Anolis carolinensis (green anole)
Lineage: Eukaryota; Metazoa; Chordata; Lepidosauria; Squamata; Anolidae
Product: HAUS augmin-like complex subunit 3
Exons: 5
Coding region: 360-2465 (701 amino acids)
Biological process (GO): spindle assembly; centrosome cycle
Cellular component (GO): centrosome; HAUS complex; mitotic spindle
Source: RefSeq, a predicted model, not a curated record